This is a messenger RNA of Drosophila willistoni, 4742 nucleotides long. RefSeq names its product toll-like receptor 6 (gene Toll-6). The coding region runs from base 25 to 4605 and encodes 1526 amino acids. The transcript has a single exon. The record is from RefSeq and is a predicted model, not a curated record. Gene Ontology annotation, molecular function: protein binding. Gene Ontology annotation, biological process: signal transduction. Lineage: Eukaryota; Metazoa; Arthropoda; Insecta; Diptera; Drosophilidae.
GAAAGAAACGAAAAAGAAACCAAAAUGUUGUUACCAUUUGGUUAUCUAUUGGUGCUAUACGCCUGCUUGUCUCCAGUUGUCAUUGUGCAGUCUGUUAGCCAGGAGGAGCAGCAACAACAACAGCUGCAACAGCAGCAGCAACAUCAAUUGCAGCAGGAGCAAACGCGACUGGCCAGCAAACAUCAACAGCAGCAGCAAACCCAUUCAAAUGCCAUAAUGGGUGAGGCUGGCGUAUCAAAUAAUCAACUUAUGCAGCAGCCAGCAAGAGUAUUGAGGCCAUUGAGUGGAAAUGGCGGUGCUGGUGGCAUCAAUGGAUUCGGUGGCGAUGCGUUAUACGAUGCCCCCGAUGAUUGUCAUUUUAUGCCUGCCACAAAUGCUGGAUCUUCGGCAGCGGCCAUUGCCCUGACAUGUAAUCUACGGACGGUGAAUAGUGAAUUUGACACAACAAAUUUUAGUGUGAUACCCUCAGAGCAUACGGUGGCAUUGCAUAUAUUGUGCAAUGAUGAGAUUAUGGCCAAAAGCCAUUUGGAAUCACAAUCGUUUGCCCAUUUGAAUAGGCUACAGCAAUUAUCGAUACAAUAUUGCAAGCUGGGCAAAUUGGGGCGACAGGUACUCGAUGGCCUAGAGCAAUUAAGGAACUUGACCUUACGCACUCACAAUACGCUGUGGCCAUCGCUGAAUUUUGAAAUCGAGGCCGAUGCAUUUGGUGUAACAAAACAAUUGGAACGUCUGGAUUUGAGUUCAAAUAAUAUUUGGUCAUUGCCGGAUAAUCUCUUCUGUUCGCUCUCCUCGUUGGCAUCAUUGAAUAUGAGUGAGAAUCGUUUGCAGGAUGUCAAUGAAUUGGGUUUUCGUGAGCACAGCACUAAGGAUAUGGAUCUGGGCAUGGAAACGUCAACGCAACGUAAGGCAUACACAAGUUGCUCAUUGGAUUUGGAACUAUUGGAUGUGAGUCACAAUGAUUUUGUAGUGUUGCCAGCUCAGGGUUUUGGCACACUGCGUCGCCUUAGGGUGUUGGCUGUUAAUAAUAAUGGCAUAUCGAUGAUUGCCGACAAAGCGUUGAGUGGCUUGAAAAAUCUACAAAUUCUUAAUCUCUCAUCGAAUAAAAUUGUGGCAUUGCCUACCGAAUUGUUUAAGGAGCAAGCGAAAACCAUACAAGAAGUCUAUUUGCAAAAUAAUUCGAUAAGUGUUCUAAAUCCACAACUCUUUUCGAAUUUGGAUCAACUACAGGCUUUGGAUUUGUCAAUGAAUCAAAUAACCUCAACAUGGAUUGAUCGCAAUACAUUUGUGGGUCUAAUACGUUUGGUUUUAUUGAAUUUAUCGCAUAAUAAGCUAUCAAAACUUGAGCCGGAAAUCUUUAGUGACUUGUAUACACUGCAGAUACUUAAUUUGCGUCACAAUCAAUUGGAGAAUAUUGCAGCCGAUACAUUUGCCCCCAUGAAUAAUCUACAUACGCUGCUGCUCAGUCACAAUAAGUUGAAAUAUUUGGAUGCCUAUGCAUUGAAUGGUUUAUAUGUGCUAUCUCUACUCUCAUUGGAUAAUAAUGAAUUGAUUGGUCUGCAUCCGGAGGCAUUGAGAAAUUGCAGUGCUUUGCAGGAUCUCAAUUUGAAUGGUAAUCAAUUGAAGACCAUUCCAUUGGCAUUACGUAACAUGAGACAUUUGCGUACUGUUGAUUUGGGUGAGAAUAUGAUUGCCAUGAUGGAGGACACUGCCUUCAAGGGAUUGCAUAAUCUCUAUGGUUUGCGUUUAAUUGGCAACUAUCUGGAGAACAUUACAAUGUCAACGUUUCGAGAUUUGCCAAGCUUACAGAUUUUGAAUUUGGCUAGAAAUCGUUUAUCGUUCAUUGAACCGGGAGCCUUUGAGAUGACAUCGAGUAUACAGGCCAUACGUUUGGAUGGCAACGAUUUGAGUGAUAUCAAUAAUUUAUUUAGCAAUAUGCCCUCAUUGCUAUGGCUAAAUAUCUCUGAUAAUCGUUUGGAGAGUUUCGAUUAUGGUCAAAUUCCGAAUACCCUACAAUGGCUGGAUUUGCACAAGAAUCAUUUGAGUCAUCUAAACAAUCGUUUCGGCCUGGCCAAGGAGCUAAGACUGCAGACACUCGAUGUGAGUUUCAAUCAAAUUCAACGCAUUUCACCCCAUUCCAUACCAAAUUCCAUAGAGCUAUUAUUUCUCAAUGAUAAUCUAAUCAAUUCGGUGGAAGCGGAUACUUUUAUGCAUAAAAUGAAUCUAACUCGUGUUGAUUUGUAUGCCAAUCAAUUGACUACUUUGGAUGUCAAAUCUCUAAGAAUUUCGGCAGUGAGUGAACAUCGUGCACUGCCAGAGUUCUAUAUUGGUGGCAAUCCAUUCAUUUGUGAUUGCAAUAUCGAUUGGCUGCAGAAAAUCAAUCAUCUGACAUCGAGACAAUACCCAAGGAUAAUGGAUCUGGAGAGUAUCUAUUGCAAAUUGCUGAACAAUCGAGAACGUGCCUAUGUAUCAUUAAUUGAGGCAGAAGCCAAGCAUUUCCUUUGCACCUACAAGACGCAUUGUUUUGCUGUCUGUCAUUGCUGUGAAUUCGAUGCCUGCGACUGUGAGAUGACCUGCCCCACCAAUUGCACCUGUUUCCAUGAUCAAACCUGGUCCACCAAUAUUGUGGAAUGCUCGGGUGCAUCGUAUACCCAGAUGCCACGACGUGUUCCCAUGGAUACCACUGAGCUGUAUAUUGAUGGUAAUAAUUUUGUCGAAUUGGCUGGACAUUCAUUUUUGGGACGUAAAAAUCUAGCUGUUCUUUAUGCCAAUAACUCGAAUGUGGCCCAUAUCUAUAAUAAUACAUUCAGUGGCUUGAAACGUUUAAUGAUUCUCCAUUUGGAGGAUAAUCAUUUGGUUACACUGGAGGGACAGGAAUUUAAUUAUUUGGAAAAUUUACGUGAAUUGUAUUUGCAAUCGAAUCGUUUGGAGACCAUUGCCAAUGGUAGUUUUCAAAUGCUAAGAAAACUAGAGGUACUACGUCUGGAUAAUAAUCGUUUAAUACAUUUUGAGGUCUGGCAAUUGUCAUCGAAUCCGUAUCUAGUGGAAAUCUCACUCUCAUCGAAUCAAUGGAGCUGCGAAUGUUCCUAUUUGUCACGUUUUCGUACUUAUUUGGCCCAGCAUACGGAGCGUAUUGUUGAUGCCUCGCAGGUCAGUUGCAUCUAUAAUAAUGCCACCAGCGUGCUAAGGGAAAAGAAUGGCACCAAAUGCACUUUACGGGAUGGUGUCGCCCAUUAUAUGCAUACGACAGAGAUUGAGGGAUUGCUGCCCUUGCUCCUCAUUGCCACAUGCGCUUUUGUGGCAUUCUUUGGUUUGAUAUUCGCCCUGUUCUGCUAUCGCCAUGAGUUGAAAAUGUGGUGGAGUUUGUAUUUUGCUGGUGCCACGCCACGUCUCGAUAAGGAUCGUCCGUAUGAUGCAUACUUCGCUUAUAGUCUGCAGGAUGAGCAUUUUGUCAAUCAAAUUCUGGCCAUGAAUUUGGAAAGUGAGAUGGGCUAUCGUUUGUGUCUACACUACAGGGAUGUCAAUGUGAAUGCCUACAUAACUGAUGCUCUAAUCGAGGCAGCCGAAAGUGCCAAACAAUUCGUUUUGGUGCUAUCAAAGAAUUUCCUAUACAACGAAUGGACCCGUUUCGAAUACAAGUCGGCCCUGCAUGAGCUAGUGAAGCGUCGCAAGCGUGUUGUAUUCAUUCUCUAUGGUGAUUUGCCGCAACGGGAUAUAGACUUGGAUAUGCGACACUAUCUACGCACAUCUACCUGCAUCGAAUGGGACGAUAAGAAAUUCUGGCAGAAACUUCGUCUCGCCCUGCCGGCAUCGAAUAAUAAGUCAAGGAAUUCGGCCAUCAAUAUGGGACCGGCAAAUGGCCGGAUCUAUGCCGAUUGUGCGGCAGCCGUCAAUAACUAUGCCACCAUCAAUGAAUGCUCCCAAACGGUACGCAGUUGCUAUCGUCCCAUACCGACAUCGGCAUCGGCAGCAGCAGCUGCCUGUAAAUUUAAUACCAUGAAUCAGCUGAGCCAUAAAAAGCAACAGCAACAGCGAGAGCAACGUGAUCGGGAUAUGGGCAUGGCCAAGACAUUGGAAUCACAGCGUCGCAGUCAUCAUGAGUAUGCGGUGCCCAGCUAUUUGCCAGUAGCAGCAGCUGGAGGAACUACAAAAAUGAACUACAACUCGAAUACAACAACCAAAUCUGGAAUAUUAAUGCCGCCAUCAUCAUCACAUAUUGGCGGCGCCUCAUCGGCUGGUCUGCCCACCAGUUUUAGUUCGAAUUUUGUGCAGCCGCCACAACAACCACUGACUUUACUGCCGCCCACAACUGGAGGAGGAGGAGGAGGAGUUGGACUUGGAGUUGGAGGUGGAGGCGGCGGCGGCGGUGGCAUCAAUCUCAUCAAAUCAUGCAAUUGUCAUGCCACAGCCGCAGCUCAAGAUGAUCUGCUCUGCGGUUGUGGUGGACAUUUGGCCAAUGGUGGCGAAGAGAGUGUCACCCAAAGUAGCGCCACCAUGAGCAGCAGCUCAAAUAAUAGUCGUCAACCCGAAUUAACGCACUACGAAUCGAAUUUGAGUCUUAAUGAUAUGCCCCUCGACAAGCCGCCUCUGCAUGAUCUGUGGGCGUAAUUAUACUAUUAAAAAACAAGCAAAAAAAAAAAGAAAAAAAAAAAACCAAAACAUAAAAUACAUAAUUAUAAAGCAUAAAUUAAUUCUUGGUUCAAAACAGACUGAUACUUUUAGUUGAAAUAUAUAUAUAUAUAUUU